UUUGACAUUUGUCAGCUAGUAGGGAUAUUUUCUGAUUGGUAUUCCAAAGGAAUACAUGAUAUUCCUACUAUAUGUGCAAUAAAAUUACUAUAAUUUGUUAAAAUAGCGUCAGAUUGUUUUUGGACAACAGCGUUCGGCUGCUGCUCUGGAAUGAAACGCAGGCGCCUGCGCGUUCGCAUUCUCCCACACAGAUGGGCUCAGGACGCUUUGAGUCCGCUGACCUCCAAUCUGUGAUGUUUGUAAGCUUGAUGCUGGCACGAGGCCCGGGUAUGUGAGCGAAUCACUGGACUAGAAUAAAGACAUUGAAGAGAGCAAAGCCUCGCUUCUCUAAACCCGCCUUCCCGGGAGCUCCCAUUUUCCCAAGUCCUUCCAAACUCCCACCGCAGCCUGCAGCUCUCCGCCGGCUCCAGGUCCACAUCCACAUCCGCACUCGCAUUCGCACUCAUUCCCGUCAUGAAAUCCCUGUGGACAUGUUUACUUAUGUUAAAUCUUCGGCUUUUAUUAACAAUCGCAUUGAGAGUGGAUUCAAACUAUCACACAGGUCCACGAAACAGUGAUGAAGUUGACUACAAGGACCCAUGCAAAGCUGCUGCUUUUCUGGGCGACAUUGCUUUAGAUGAGGAGGACUUGCGCUUGCUUAAAGCCAGCUAUUUGGAUGCAAGAGAGAAUGACACUUCUAACAUCUCUAUACCUGAUUCAGCAAACAGAUCCUCAGCUAAUGGCAAUGCAAAGGACGACCCAGUUUUGGCCAAGAAAAGCCUUCUACGCAGACGGAGAGCAGCCACAGCCAGACCUGAGAGAGUUUGGCCAGAUGGCAUAAUACCCUAUGUCAUUAGUAGCAACUUCAGUGGCAGCCAGCGAGCCAUUUUCAAACAAGCCAUGCGUCACUGGGAGAAACACACUUGCGUGACUUUCAUGGAAAGAAGCACAGAGGAGAGCUAUAUCGUCUUUACCAUCCGGCCUUGUGGGUGCUGCUCGUUUGUCGGGCGAAGAGGUGGAGGUCCACAAGCUAUAUCUAUUGGGAAGAACUGUGACAAGUUUGGCAUCGUGGUGCAUGAACUUGGACAUGUCAUUGGAUUCUGGCACGAGCACACACGACCAGACCGGGAUGACCAUGUUGAUAUAUUUAGAGAAAACAUCCAGCCAGGUCAGGAGUACAAUUUCAUAAAGAUGGAGCCAGAUGAUGUGGAUUCGCUAGGGGAGGUUUACGAUUUUGACAGUAUCAUGCAUUACGCCAGAAACACCUUUUCCAGGGGCAUCUAUCUUGAUACCAUGCUGCCAAAGUAUGAAGUUGAUGGAGUCCGACCUCCCAUCGGGCAGCGGACGAGACUGAGCAAAGGGGACAUCGCUCAAGCUAGAAAAUUAUACAAGUGCCCAAGAUGUGGCGAGAGCCUUCAGGACAGCACUGGAAACUUCUCCUCCCCUGGGUACCCUAACGGAUAUGCUGCACAUCUUCACUGUAUAUGGAGGAUAUCGGUCACGCCGGGGGGAGAAGGUAGAAGAACUUUAUAUAGGAUAUCUUAUGAAAAGCAUUUAUAUCUAAAACAAUGUACGUUCAAAAUGUUGGGGUUGAUCAUUCUUAAUUUUACUUCAAUGGAUCUGUACAGAAGUCACUUGUGCUGGUACGAUCAUGUGGAGAUCCGUGAUGGAUACUGGAGAAAUGCACCUUUGAAAGGCCGUUUAUGUGGAGACCAGCUACCUGAGGCUAUUGUGUCCACAGACAGUCGACUGUGGAUUGAAUUUCGCAGCAGCAGUAAUUGGGUGGGGAAAGGCUUCUCUGCUGUCUAUGAAGCUAUUUGUGGAGGUGAAGUGAGAAGAGACAGUGGACAGAUUGAGUCACCCAAUUACCCUGAUGAUUAUCGGCCUAAUAAAUUGUGCACGUGGAAGAUCAUUGUACCACAGGGAUUUCAUGUGGGCCUCAUCUUCCAGUCAUUUGAGAUUGAGAAACAUGACAACUGUGCGUAUGACUACCUGGAACUGCGAGAUGGUGAUUCGGAGAACAGCCCUUUACUGGGCCGCUUCUGUGGCUACGAAAAGCCAGACGAUAUCAAGAGCAGCUCCAACCAGCUGUGGAUGAAGUUUGUGUCUGACGGUUCUGUGAACAAAGCUGGUUUUGCAGCUAAUUUCUUUAAAGAGAUUGACGAAUGCUCCAAGCCUGAUAAUGGACACUGUGAGCAGCGCUGUGUCAACACCUUGGGCAGUUACCAUUGUGCCUGCGACCCUGGAUACGAACUCGCCCCGGACCGCCGCAGCUGCGCAGCAGCUGCCUGUGGUGGAUUCAUCUCCAAACUCAAUGGCUCCUUCACUAGUCCAGGAUGGCCACAGGAAUACCCACCCAACAAGAACUGCGUGUGGCAGCUCAUUGCCCCGGUGCAGUACCGUAUCACUCUGCUUUUCGACGCUUUUGAGAUAGAGGGGAAUGAUGUUUGUAAAUACGAUUACGUUGAGGUACACAGCGGCUUGUCCACUGACGCAAAGCUUCAUGGGAAAUUCUGUGGCACAGAGAAACCAGAGGCGAUCACGUCCCAGCUCAAUAGUAUGCGUGUUGAGUUCAAAUCGGACAACACCGUGUCCAAGAGAGGCUUUAAAGCUCAGUUCUUUUCUGACAUGGAUGAGUGUUCUAGGGAGAAUGGAGGUUGCCAGCACGAGUGUGUGAACACAUAUGGGAGCUACAGCUGUCAGUGUCGCAGCGGCUUUGUGUUGCACAGCAAUAAACAUGACUGCAAAGAAGUGGGCUGUGAUCAAGCCAUUACCAGUGUUUCUGGUAUUAUUACAAGUCCAAACUGGCCGGAUAAAUACCCCAGCAAGAAGGCCUGCACAUGGACCCUAUCCACCACUCCAGGCCACCGCAUUAAAGUGGCUUUUGACGAGAUUGACAUGGAAGCUCAUCAGGAGUGUGCUUAUGACCACUUGGAGAUAUAUGAUGGCCCAACUGGCAGAGCGACCAGUUUUGGUCGCUUUUGUGGGAGUAAAAAGCCAUCACCUGUCAUUUCCAGUGGCAAUAGCAUGUUCCUGCGAUUCUUCUCAGAUAACUCGGUACAGAAGAGGGGUUUUAAGGCCUCUCAUUCAGCAGAGUGUGGUGGUAGUCUGAAGGCAGAGAUAAAGACCAAGGAUCUGUAUUCCCACGCUCAGUUCGGUGACAACAACUAUCCCGGAGCUUCAGACUGCCAGUGGGUGAUCUCAGCGGAAAAGGGCUACGGGGUGGAGCUCAUCUUUCACACUUUUGAGAUUGAGGAGGAAGCAGACUGCGGAUAUGAUUACGUAGAGCUGUUUGAUGGCGCUGAUGUCAAAGCACCCAGGCUGGGGCGCUACUGUGGGUCUGGGCCGCCAGAGGAGAUCUACUCAGCUGGUGAUGCCAUUGUCAUCAAAUUUCACUCAGAUGACACGAUCAACAAGAAAGGUUUCCAUGUUCGGUACACAAGCACCAAGUUCCAGGACACCUUGCACACUAGUAAGUGAGUUCUUAAUGACAGAAAGAGCUCCAGAGAACAUAGCAAUUAGGGGCCUCUGAUACCUCCUGCGCACUGUGUUAGUGAUGCCAGCUGGGGCCCCUUGUUCACCUCCCCUCCGGACUGCAAAGACGACCUAGUGGUACCAAACCCUUUCGAAAUCCUGGGAGAACACACUUGAUGUAGGGAUAUGGCAACAUAAUUUGCCCAGUCGUACUUCAAAGGAUCCAUUGAAAACUCUAUAGGAAAUGGAACAUCUGAGUGGCAGAUAUUAUAAGUAUGAAGAGCUUUGUUGACUCCAAGUCAAGGAGGAAGGAUAAAUUAGAUUCAAAGUGCCCUGAUGCACUUUUGCCUCCCAGAGAUAUCUUCAGUUCCUCAAAGGCUAGAAUCUAAGAUUUUUAGGUUGUUGUUUUAUUAUAAAAUUAAAUAAUGAAAUCCACAAAUCAUGAUUCUUUAUUGCCACACAUCUAGGCUGGUGGCUUUUGAAUUUGGAAAUGUAUAAAAUAUCAUUCAGUGAUCAUUACAAGGAUUAUAUCUUUUGUAAAAAGCAAUUCUAGCACCAUUUCUUACAUGACAGUUGUACAUUAUGAUUAUUCCGACUGCUAGACUUAAAUUAUAUGACAUUAAAUAUUGUUCACCUGAAGCAAUGAACUGUAAAACAAAAAUGUUGCGACUAAUAUUUAUGCAACUAAUAAACAUAAUUUGAGUACACAGAACAAACUUUAUCAGAAAUCUUGGUCUUUCGAAACAACUUGUUUAUAAUCCUUAUGAAAAUUAACCAUGGUUUUAUUAUAGUAAAAGUGUAGUAACAAUGGUAGUUUGGCGUAUAGAUUACCAUUUGUAAAACCGGUUUUACUACAGUUUAAACUAUGGUUAGAAUGCCAAAACCAUGGUUUAUUUAAUAGUUGCCAUGGUUUAAUAUAGUACCCAUUGUUUUUUGGUUUUAUUUGUAGUAAAAACAUGGUUAAUUUUCGUAAGGGAAUGUUACAUUUAUGAUGUUAAUCCUGAAGCCUUGAACUAGUCCAAUGUGUAGUAGUGCCCUGUUGAAAAAAACAGCAUAUGCUGGUUAGGUAGGUUUUGAUGCUGGGAUGCUGGUCCUUUGCUGGUUUAUGCUGGCUCUUUGCUGGUCCUUAGCUGGUUUAAGAUGGUCCUGGACCAGCACAUGACCAGCUAGGACCAGCACAAUCCAGCAAAGGACCAGCAUAAACCAGCUAAAACCAGCAUCAGAACCUACCUAACCAGCAUAUGCUGGUUUUCAAUAGGAUGGGCCAACCUGGCUAAAAACAUAUUAGUUUGUUUAGUUAAUCUUUUCUAGUCUUCUAGUUUUGGUCAGGUUGGUCAGUUGGUUAGUUUUAAAGGGGUUUGGGACUCUUUAGCUUGUCAGCUUGGAGACGCUCUUAAACCGGGCUCAGUGUAACACUGCCUCAUGUUUAUUUAUUUUAUGCAACAAUUAAUACAUAAUAAAAUCUCAAGGACACAA
This is a messenger RNA of Labeo rohita (rohu), 4929 nucleotides long. It is a transcript of the gene bmp1b, whose product is annotated as bone morphogenetic protein 1b. The transcript has 21 exons. Gene Ontology annotation, biological process: proteolysis. NCBI's taxonomy places the organism in Eukaryota, Metazoa, Chordata, Actinopteri, Cypriniformes, Cyprinidae. Gene Ontology annotation, molecular function: calcium ion binding; serine-type endopeptidase activity; zinc ion binding. The record is from RefSeq and is a predicted model, not a curated record. Bases 454 to 3459 code for a protein of 1001 amino acids.